CUCCCACACGGACAGUCCGACACCGCGCCGCUUCGCUCUCCACUCGCGUUCGCCUCGCUCUCCACUCCAGUGGACACUGACGGAGACGGUCGGCGCCUCCUCGCUCCAGAGCUCCUCGCCAGUCGCCGGCGGCCUCCAUCCUCUUGCCUUCCUCCCUUCUUCUCCCCUUCCGGUGGCCUCUUGACCCACCCAUGGCCGGCACUAGCACACGGCACGGCUCUGUCUGGUGCUCCGGAUCCGGAUCUAGCACUGAUUCGAGUCCGUCGAGGAACCAGCGACAGAGUUCGGUGCGUCAAUGUUGUCGCCGGCGAUUCUGGUGCUCCGGUUGCGAAGCCGUUGAGGGACCAGAGCGCCGCCGACGACCGAUGGCCGACUCUGAGGAAGUGUGUGGAGAGGUGGACGCAAAUGAGGAGAGGCGGAUGUGUGGACUGGCAGGAGAUGACGACGAGGAUGACCUGCGCGAAGACGCAGAGGCCCUGUUCGGUCGUAGCUUUCAAGCUCCCGUGGUGGUCGGCGACGGCGAUGAUCAGGCUGCAAACCCUGACCCAGAGGCAGAGGGGGGGGAGAACAAUAGCGUCAAGCGCAAACGUCCCUGUACCUCUGUUGUCUGGGAGGACUACAAGAAACUUUUCAAAGUCGUCAAUGGUAAGAAGGUCAGGUAUGCUGCUAAGUGUAUUCACUGUAACAAGGAGUACUCUGCUCUCUCUACUGGUGGCACUGGUCACCUAGCUCGGCAUAGAGAGAAAUGUGUGAAGAGGCGUGAAAAAUGCCGUAUGUCUCAGUCUCAAAUCUCUUUUAACCCUGAUGGUUCUAUGCGUAAUUGGGAGUACUGUCCUAUCCGUGCUCGUACUGCACUUGUUAAAUUGCUUGCUAGACUUGAUGUGCCUAUCUGUAUGGGUGAAUCUGAUAUUUUUGAAGAAUACAUUAGAGAUGCUCACAACCCUAAAUUUGUACCUGUUUCUAGACAAACUACAACUAGGGAUAUUCAGAAGUACUUUGGUGAUAAUAAGGCUAAGCUUGUUACUUUGUUGAGUUCAUCUACUGUUAACUCUGUUUCUAUCACAUCUGAUAUUUGGUCUGGUAAUGCUAAGCAAGAUUAUCUUUCUGUUGUUGCUCACUAUAUUAACUCUGACUGGCAAAUGGAAAAAAGAGUACUAGGUCUUAGGCUAAUUGAUUGUUCCCACAGUGGACAAAACAUAGCUGAGCGUGUUGCAAUUGUUCUUGCUGAAUAUGGUUUAACCGAAAAGGUGUUUUCUGUUACUUUGGACAAUGCAUCAUCUAAUGUUAAAGCAAUGCAAAAGCUUAGGCCUGUACUGUCUAAAUACCUUGGUAUUGAAGUUCCUCCUGAGAAUCCUGAUAACUCUGAUGAGACAGAGGAUCUAGUUAACUCUAUGUUCCUACAUCAGCGUUGUGCAUGUCAUAUCAUUAAUCUGAUUGUUAAAGAAGCCCUUACAGAUCUUAAGCCUUUGAUUGAAUUGUUUAGACAUGCUAUAUCUUGGAUGAACUCAUCUAAUCAGAGGAUUGCUGGUUAUAGUAGUUUCUGUACUGCUACAAAUGUUAGGCCUAGAAUGUUUCAGUUGGACAUGGAUGUGAGAUGGAAUUCAACUUAUCUGAUGCUUAAGCAUUUGUUUCCCCAUAAAGAGACAUUCACUACUUUUAUGAUAGCUAACUAUCCUAGGUCUGAAACUGGCCAGCUAGUUGUGACUGAUGAGCAUUGGUUAAUGGCUGAAAAGGUUUUACAAUUUCUUGAGUUAUUUUAUGAUUCAACUGUUGCUUUAUCUGGUGUGUACUAUCCUACUGCUCCACUCAUGCUUCAUUAUCUUGUUAAGAUUGCUAUACACUUCAAGAAUUAUGCUAAUGAUGUUCAUAUUGGAUCUGUAGUUCAACCUAUGGUAGACAAAUAUAACAAGUAUUGGAGGAAGAUACCUUUGCUUUACUCUUUUGCAUUUAUAUUGGAUCCUAGAGCUAAAAUGAAAGGUUUUACUAGAGUUCUUAGGAGGUUAAAGAAUCUAACUAAUACAGAUUACAGUGUUUACUUGGUUACCACUAGAGCUCGUCUUACUGAUGUUUAUAACAAGUAUGAAGAAAAAUAUGGUGCUGUUAGGCUGAGGAGGACUGCCCCUAUUAACCUGUCUGGUAAGAAAAGGUCUGCUUGGGAUGAAAUAUAUGAUGAUGAUGAUUGUGGGGGUUCUCCAAGUGGUAUGAUGCAUCCUUUAUCUACUCUAACCAUGUCUAGAGAUACUUCUGCAACUGCACUGCUGCAGGCUGCAAGUUCAUCAGCUUCUAAUGCCUCUGAACUGGUUUCCUAUUUGGACUGUGACACUGUGACCCAGCUAGAUGAUGAGUUUAACAUACUUAACUGGUGGCAUCAGCACAAGCUUACUUAUCCUAUUCUUUCUAUCAUGGCAAAAGAUAUUCUUAAUGUUCCUGUGUCUACCAUCUCUUCAGAAUCUACCUUUAGUAUGACUGGCAGGAUCAUCGAGGAGCGGCGGAGGAAGCUAAAGCCUGAGAUGGUGGAGAUGUUGACCUGCAUCAAGGACUGGGAGGCAGCAGAAGCAAAAUUGCAACACCAGGUGGAGGACAAGGAACUUGAAGAAGCAUUUGAGAACCUUUAUCUUGAUUAAGUAUCAUUGUCAUUGAUGUAAUGUGGGGCUGUAAUAUUUUGUGAACUUAGACAUGGCUAGACUUGAUGAAUGAAUGAACUUGUAGUGGAGCUCGGCUGUACUCUUUUCCUGCCUAGGGUUUCUCACAAGGGUGAGUUUUACCUAGGUGGGUUUUUAAUGAGGCAGCCAUUGCACUAAAGCUCCC
Sorghum bicolor (sorghum) is the source of this 2808-nucleotide messenger RNA. RefSeq names its product zinc finger BED domain-containing protein RICESLEEPER 2-like. The coding region runs from base 192 to 2624 and encodes 810 amino acids. Gene Ontology annotation, molecular function: DNA binding; protein dimerization activity. The transcript is spliced from 4 exons. The record is from RefSeq and is a predicted model, not a curated record. Lineage: Eukaryota; Viridiplantae; Streptophyta; Magnoliopsida; Poales; Poaceae.